Molecule: messenger RNA, 2465 nt
Organism: Esox lucius (northern pike)
Lineage: Eukaryota; Metazoa; Chordata; Actinopteri; Esociformes; Esocidae
Gene: gal3st3
Product: galactose-3-O-sulfotransferase 3
Exons: 4
Coding region: 757-2154 (465 amino acids)
Biological process (GO): glycolipid biosynthetic process
Cellular component (GO): membrane
Molecular function (GO): galactosylceramide sulfotransferase activity
Source: RefSeq, a predicted model, not a curated record
ACAUUCGGCGCGGCUAUUGAAGAAAAGCGGUCUCGAAAGACAUGACCGUCUCGUUUGUGCACCGUGAGUCUCAAAGCAUUGAUGACAGACAGCGGCAGAGCGACCUGCGGACUGCGACAGCGAGACAGAGCGCGAAUCAAAUGUAAAACGACCGAUUCCAUCUUGCAACAUUUCCAUAUCCCUGCAGGCAUCUUGAUGUUUUUAUCACAUAUGAAUAGAUGACGAAGAAGAAUAGGGCGAAGGAAGACUGGAGAUUCGUUUCUCUCAUCACGGGGUGCCGGUGAAAGAGGGGCAGCCUAAAACGUCUAACAAGAACCGCACCAUCAUCAGUUGCGUCUGUCUGUCGUGAGAUGACAAAGUCCCACUGGUCCUGCAUCGCCCUCCUUUCCAUUCUCUUCCUCCCGAAUGCCGCCGACCUCCUUUCCUCCUGUACCUCCAUAUCCCCAUCGCCGUCCGCUCCUCCUCAACAGCCAACCUCUGCCAGAGGGUGUGUGCCAUCUGCUUGGAAUUUUUUAGAAUUAGACGAACUUGGGAGAACAGCACAUUUAUUGUCAUUUCACAAUGAAUAAUUCAUUCAACCUCGCAGGCGGGUAUUAGCCUGAUUCCAGAUCUGUUUGUGCUGUCUUACCAACUCCUUAGUACUUACAGACCCGGGACCAUACUGUCUUGUUCAUCUUCCCAUUCUCCUACUGGGGGCUCAGACUGCGAGUGUGCGUGAGCAAAACGAUUCUAGUGGUCCCGUUGAAGCUGAGGACAAUGUCUCAGAAGAAGAUAUUCCUGGUCUUCGUGGCGGUCAGUACCGUCAGUCUCCUGCUGCAUCAUGGGGGCCACUUCAGCUGGACAAUGGAAGCCUUUCAUCUGGGCUGUUCGUCGCUGCGCACCCACUCGUCCCCCCCCAAGCCCAAACACACCAACGUGGCCUUCCUAAAAACGCACAAGACGGCCAGCACCACCAUGCAGAACCUGCUCUUCCGCUUCGCGGAGCGCAACAACCUGACCGUGGCGCUCCCGGUGCAGGCGUGCGGACACCAGUUCUGCUACCCGCGCUCCUUCAGCACCCACCUGGUCCACCCGCACACUCUGCCGCCCAACGUGAUCACCAACCACAUGCGCUUCAACCGCGCCGAAAUGCGGCGUCUCAUGCCCAACGACACCAUCUAUGUCACCAUACUCAGAGAGCCGGGAUCCAUGUUCGAGUCGCUGUUCAGUUACUACAACCAGUACUGUCAGAGCUUUAAGCGGGUUCCGAACGGUUCACUGGAGGUGUUCCUGGACGAACCGUGGCGUUACUACAGGCCGGACGAGAAGGACUCCAUGUACGCCCGAAACACGUUGACCUUUGACUUGGGCGGGGACAAGGACCGCCCGGAGGCAGAUGUGGCAGCGUACUCCCGGGCCUUUGUAGCCGAGACGGAGCGCGUCUUCUCCCUGGUGAUGAUCGCCGAGUACUUUGACGAGUCGCUGGUCCUUCUCCGUCACCUUCUCUCCUGGGAAUUGGAGGACAUGCUCUACGUCAAGCUCAACAUGCGGACGUCCGGCUCCAAGCGGAGCCUCUCCCCGGGCCUCCCCGCCAAGAUCCGCUCCUGGAACGCCCUGGACGCACGCCUCUACGACCAUUUCAACGACACGCUGUGGCGCCGGCUGGACGCACUGGGCCCGGCGUGCGUGGCCCGGGAGGUGCGCCUCCUCCGCAGGGCCCAGGAGAGGCUGGUGAGGGGCUGCUUCGGCGGACGGCUCCCCCAGCUCCGCUCGGCCGCCCAGAUCAAAAACAAGGAUUUGCGCCCGUGGCAGCCCAGCGCCAAGGUAGACAUCGUCGGCUACGAUCUGCCGACCAACACCACUCGGCCAGGAGGCCUCGCCCACGACCUGUGCCUGAAGCUCAUCAUGCCGGAGGUUCAGUACACCAAGGUGCUGCUCCGGUCGGAGUCCCAGCGCUAUCGACGCAGGUACCCCCUGCGCUCCCCGCAGCCCCAGCAACCGCUGCCCUUCAAGCGGUCCGUCCUGCCACGCCACCAACAAUUGCACGAGGAGGCCCCGCCUCCGGGACCCGCUCCUGCCUCAGUGCCCACGGCCACACCUCAACCACCAGAGACCCAGAAUAGGGCAACCAGGUUAGGGCAUAGGCCCUCAGGCCCCAAUAGGCAGACGCCUUAACUUAAGACUGGGCCCUGCCCCUUAAAUACAGUAUGAAUUUGAAUAGGCUACAUACAAAAACAGACAGGAAGACUGCCCUCUUGACCAUUGGUCCCCAGAGACUUUAUCAGGAGGCCCUGGAGGAGAGGGGGGGUGAGGUUUUUGGGGGUGGGACCAUGCCAAUGUUGGCAUUGGGGGUUUACUCCCUGUCUCAGCGUGAACUCUUUAUGGAACAAUCGAUCACAGCACAGCCGCUCCCUCUAAUGCCAUCCUCGCCCCCCCAAUCCUGGAGAAGGUGGUGUUGAAGGCAGCGGGGGGGGGGGGGGGGGGGU